UGAUCUCUGUGAAAAAAGUAUCAAGCUUUGUGCUUGAUGCUUCUCUCUCUUACCAUCUGGGGAUAUAAGUGUUACUUCCAAGACUUGAGUCUUAAAAGAUGGAGCAGUGCCAAGAGAGGAAGUUUGCGUGUAGGUUCUGCAGCAAGAGGUUCCCUUGUGGUAAAUCACUUGGAGGUCACAUCAGAACUCACAUGAACCACGAGAACUCAGCUGAUUCAGAUGAACUCAAUAAUCUCAGAGUCGACGAAAAUGGAGGCAACUCUAGCUACGGUCUGAGAGAGAAUCCUAAAAAGAACAAGAGGUUUGUGGUUCAAAGAAGCAUGAUGGCUCUGAAACAUCAACAACACCAACAGCAACUUCUUUAUUGCAGAGAAUGUGGUAAAGGCUUCCCUUCUUCUAAAGCUCUUUGUGGUCACAUGGCUUGUCACUCCGAGAGAGAGAAGAUUGUGAUGGAUAGUCAAUCUGAGACUGAAGCUUCUUCAUCACCUACCAGGAGAAGAUCCAAGAGAGUUGUUGGUGGUAGCAUCAUGAAUCAGUACGGUUCAGCAUCUUCUGAUGACACUGGGAUUGAGCCUGAACAAGAGGAAAUGGCAUUGUCUCUGAUGAUGAUGUCUAGAGACUCAAGUUUCAAGAAAGGACAUAACAUGGCUGAGUCUUCAGACUACUCUGUGAUACUUGAGACCAAGUCAUCUUCAGGAGAACAGCUGAAGAAAUUUUGUAAGCAAGACAAACUUGGAGGAGUAGAUGUUCUGUAUGAAUCAGACAAUUCUGAUUCUGGAUACUUCAGGAAUGGACCAAAGAAGUUAGACUCAGACGUUUCUGUUGAUGCUGGAUUCAUUAACAAUGCUGCAAUGGGGCUCAAUAACAGAUUCCGGAAGGAACGGUCAGGAACCGGAUCAGGUCGUUCGUCUACAAAGUAUGAUCUGAGGAAAAGCAAAAGAGGGUUUCCUUGUUACGGUCGGAAGAAAACCAAGUAUGAGUUAGCUGAAUCAGUUUAUGACAGUGGUGAUCAGCUAAGCUUGGAGACUGAAUCUUGUGCAGACACAAUCAAGAUUCAUAGUAAUAGAUCCACAAUGGUUAAGAAAGCAAGUGGUGGUGGUGCAAAGAAGAAAAGCAAAGGCCAUGAGUGUCCUAUUUGCUUCAGGGUGUUUAAAUCAGGACAAGCAUUGGGUGGUCACAAGAGAUCACAUUUCCUUGGUAAUCAUGAGCACAGGACUUUGGUGAUCCAACAACAACACCAAGUGGCUCAUGAGAUGCAUACACUCAUCGAUCUCAAUCUUCCUGCUCCUAUAGAUUAAUGCCAUCAGCAGUAACUGAAAAAUCAAGAUUUUGUUCUUCUCAUUCUUGUUUCUCCUCUGUUUUAUUUGUUCUUUGCUUCAGAUUCAAGCAUACUUUUUUUACUUUUAUUUGUUCAUAAUUAUA
Brassica oleracea var. oleracea is the source of this 1422-nucleotide messenger RNA. RefSeq names its product zinc finger protein ZAT4-like. NCBI's taxonomy places the organism in Eukaryota, Viridiplantae, Streptophyta, Magnoliopsida, Brassicales, Brassicaceae. The record is from RefSeq and is a predicted model, not a curated record. The transcript has 2 exons. Bases 99 to 1298 code for a protein of 399 amino acids.